UAAAUUGAUAAUGUUAAAAUGACUCUCAUUAAGUUACAUAAAUUCUACGGUUGCUGCUUACUGUUUUAAUUUAUCUUUAAAAAAAGGAAAAAGAUCUUUGCUAAAAAAGGAUACUUUGAAAAGGUCUUCAAUAAUAAAAAAGAUUAUUUUCUAGGUAUAAAGGUAUGGACAAGUCAUCUACGGAAACAACAGUUUCGUCGAGUACAAAUCGGAAAUUGAAAAUUGCCGCAUGUUUAUUUCUGUCCACUACAGUGAUAUUCGUAAGCCUAUUUAUUUGGAGUGAAUAUAAAGGAGACACAAAUUCUGGAAAUCAAUUAACGCCAUGUUCAAGUUCCCCAUGUGAACACGGUGGGAAUUGUUCGGUGACAGGUUAUAGUUUUACCUGUACCUGUUUGCACGGAUUCACAGGAUUACAAUGCCAAAGUACUCCAUGUGAUAACUUUAGCUGUGACAAUGGUGGGACGUGUUUUCUUGAUGAAUUUCAGCCAAAAUGUGCGUGCAAAAAUGGAGUCACUAGUGAAGAUUGUACAUAUGAUUCAAAUAAAAGAAGAUAAUUGCGGAUCCUGUGUACGUUCCAUUUCCGAUGUUGUGAAAAUAAAACUUUAAUGGGCGGCAAAUUCAAUGUUUAACACUACAUUUUUUUAUUUGAUUUGACAAAGUAAAAUCUUAAUAAAAGUGUAAAGAAAUAACGGGACAAAAUUUUAAACAAAUUAUAUUUUUUUACAAAUUAUACUAGAAUUAUAAAUGGAACGUGCAACAAUCCAAAAAGGGGAGACAGGAUUAAAUAAAUAGAAAAAGUGUUCCGUUUUUUUAAUUUUUCUUGUUUACUUACUUUAAUAGUGAUGUCUGCUUUUCUGUAAUAAAUAUAUAUGAACAUUUA
This is a messenger RNA of Mytilus californianus (California mussel), 880 nucleotides long. Its product is annotated as fibropellin-1-like. NCBI's taxonomy places the organism in Eukaryota, Metazoa, Mollusca, Bivalvia, Mytilida, Mytilidae. The record is from RefSeq and is a predicted model, not a curated record. Gene Ontology annotation, biological process: heterophilic cell-cell adhesion; establishment or maintenance of epithelial cell apical/basal polarity. Bases 165 to 554 code for a protein of 129 amino acids. Gene Ontology annotation, cellular component: protein-containing complex; plasma membrane. The transcript is spliced from 6 exons.